GAAUAAGAGCAAACCGGAAGUAGCGGCUCUCGCGCAUGGCGGUAGUUGAAAAUUAUAAAAGGUUGCAACACAAUCAAAUUACUUCUAUAUUGUUCGCAAAGGAAUACGUUAGUGCUUCGUUAUAACAGACUACAGUUCUCUACGAAAUGGAGGCUGAUCUGUACGACGAAUUUGGGAACUACAUCGGUCCAGAGCUGGACUCUGAUGACGACGAUGAAAAUGAUCUGGAUGCGGAGGACAGAGACGUUGAUGAGGGAGAUGAGAAUGAUGACGACGAGCCGGCUGAUGCCGAUGAGGACGUCCUUGGCAUGGAGGUGGUCCUGCAUGAGGACAAGAAAUACUACCCGACAGCAGAGGAGGUCUACGGGCCUGAAGUGGAAACUAUCGUCCAAGAGGAAGAUACGCAACCUCUUACAGAGCCCAUCAUCAAGCCAGUGAGACACAAGCAGUUCACCCUGAUGGAGCAAGAGUUACCCGCUACCGUUUACGACAUGGAAUUCCUUGCAGACUUGAUGGACAGUCCCGAGCUGAUCCGUAAUGUCACUCUGUGCGGUCACCUCCACCACGGCAAGACCUGCUUCGUGGACUGCCUGAUCGAGCAGACGCACCCAGAAAUUAGGAAAAGGGAUGACAUAGAUCUCCGCUACACCGACAUCCUCUUUACCGAACAGGAGCGGGGGGUUGGCAUCAAGAGUACCCCCGUCACAAUGGUGCUGCCCGACUCCAGAGGCAAAUCCUACCUGUUGAACAUCAUGGACACGCCAGGUCACGUCAACUUCUCUGAUGAGGUCACAUCCAGCAUCCGCAUCUCAGACGGCAUCAUCCUCUUCAUCGACGCGGCGGAAGGAGUGAUGCUGAAUACCGAGCGACUCAUCAAACACGCCGUCCAGGAGCACAUGGCCAUCACCAUCUGCAUCAACAAAGUGGACCGGCUCAUCGUGGAGCUCAAACUACCCCCCACGGACGCCUACUACAAACUUCGCCACAUCGUUGACGAGGUCAACGGGUUGCUCAGCACGUACUCCACUGACGAGAACUUGGUGGUUUCUCCUCUCCUGGGGAACGUCUGCUUCGCCAGCUCGCAGUACAGCAUCUGCUUCACCCUGGGGUCCUUUGCAAAGAUCUAUGCGGAUACUUACGGUGACAUCAACUACACCGAGUUUUCCAAAAGACUCUGGGGGGACAUUUAUUUUAACCCCAAAACACGCAAGUUCACAAAGAAAGCUCCCAAUAGUAACUCUCAGCGCAGCUUUGUGGAGUUUGUCCUGGAGCCUCUCUACAAAAUCCUCUCACAGGUGGUUGGAGACGUGGACACGUCCCUCCCCAGAGUCCUGGACGAGUUGGGGGUACACUUGUCCAAAGAGGAACUGAAACUUAACAUCAGGCCGCUGCUGAGGCUGGUGUGUAACCGCUUCUUUGGCGAGUUCACCGGCUUUGUGGACAUGUGUGUGCAGCACAUCCCCUCACCACAGGAAGGCGCUCGGAACAAGAUAGAGCACACCUACACCGGAGGUCUGGACUCGGACCUGGGGGAAGCCAUGGCUGAGUGUGACCCUGAAGGUCCUCUGAUGUGCCACACCACUAAGAUGUACAGCACAGAGGACGGCGUGCAGUUCCACGCAUUUGGCAGGGUGCUGAGCGGGACCAUCCAGGCGGGCCAGCCAGUCAAGGUCUUAGGAGAGAACUACACCCUGGAGGAUGAGGAGGAUUCCCAGGUCUGCACCGUGGGCCGGCUCUGGAUAUCAGUCGCCAGAUACCAAAUUGAAGUCAAUCGAGUGCCUGCUGGGAAUUGGGUCCUUAUCGAAGGAUGUGACCAGCCCAUAGUCAAGACUGCCACCAUCACGGAGCCCAGAGGGAAUGAAGACGCUCAGAUUUUCAGACCAUUGAAGUUCAACACGGCGUCCGUGAUAAAGAUUGCCGUGGAGCCCGUCAACCCGUCAGAGCUGCCCAAAAUGUUGGAUGGACUCAGGAAGGUCAACAAGAGUUACCCCUCCCUCACCACCAAGGUGGAAGAGUCAGGAGAACACGUCAUCCUGGGCACCGGGGAGCUCUACCUGGACUGUGUCAUGCACGACCUGCGCAAGAUGUACUCUGAGAUUGACAUCAAAGUUGCCGACCCAGUUGUGACCUUCUGCGAAACGGUUGUGGAGACGUCGUCCCUCAAGUGUUUUGCUGAGACGCCAAACAAAAAGAAUAAGAUCACCAUGAUCGCCGAGCCCUUGGAGAAGGGGCUGGCCGAGGACAUCGAGAACGAAGUGGUGCAGAUCACGUGGAACAGGAAGAAGCUGGGGGAGUUUUUCCAGACAAAGUAUGACUGGGAUCUGCUGGCUGCCAGGUCCAUCUGGGCCUUUGGACCCGACACGACGGGACCCAAUAUCCUUGUGGACGACACGCUGCCCUCUGAGGUGGACAAGGCGCUGCUGGGCUCGGUCAAAGACAGCAUCGUUCAGGGUUUCCAGUGGGGCACCAGGGAGGGGCCUCUCUGUGACGAACCCAUCAGGAAUGUGAAAUUCAAGAUCCUGGAUGCGGUCAUCGCCCAGGAGCCACUGCACCGAGGAGGCGGCCAGGUUAUCCCGACCGCCAGGAGGGUGGUGUACUCGGCCUUCCUCAUGGCCACGCCAAGGUUGAUGGAGCCGUACUACUUUGUGGAAGUUCAGGCUCCGGCUGACUGUGUGUCCGCUGUCUACACGGUGCUGGCGCGACGGAGGGGUCACGUGACUCAGGACGCGCCGAUCCCGGGCUCUCCACUCUACACCAUCAAGGCUUUCAUCCCAGCCAUCGACUCCUUCGGCUUCGAGACCGACCUCCGCACUCACACUCAGGGGCAGGCCUUCGCUCUGUCCGUCUUCCAUCACUGGCAGAUCGUCCCCGGCGACCCGUUGGACAAGAGCAUCGUGAUCAGGCCUCUGGAGCCUCAGCCCGCCCCCCACCUGGCCAGAGAGUUCAUGAUCAAGACCCGACGGCGCAAGGGCUUGAGCGAGGACGUGAGCAUCAGCAAGUUCUUCGACGACCCCAUGUUGCUGGAGCUGGCCAAGCAGGACGUGGUGUUGAACUAUCCCAUGUGAGUGCAAGGCCCAACACACACAAAAAAAAAAAACAAAAAAACAAGUCCAGUUUUCUUUUGUAUCUGCUUUUAUUUUCUAUAUGUACAAAAUGAUUGCUGGUAGAAUACACCAAACCUUUUUUUUAAGAAAAUGUCAUCCUGUUUCAACAAUAAUAAAAAAAGACUCUUUGUAAUUGCAA
This is a messenger RNA of Doryrhamphus excisus (bluestripe pipefish), 3243 nucleotides long. RefSeq names its product elongation factor Tu GTP binding domain containing 2 (gene eftud2). Gene Ontology annotation, biological process: mRNA splicing, via spliceosome. NCBI's taxonomy places the organism in Eukaryota, Metazoa, Chordata, Actinopteri, Syngnathiformes, Syngnathidae. The record is from RefSeq and is a predicted model, not a curated record. Gene Ontology annotation, cellular component: U4/U6 x U5 tri-snRNP complex; cytosol; U2-type catalytic step 2 spliceosome. Gene Ontology annotation, molecular function: U5 snRNA binding; GTP binding; GTPase activity.